UUAAGCUUCCAUACGAUCCGAUUUUAAGUAUGUCAUUAAGAGCCUGGAUAUGUUUCGCUACUGAAACUUGUGUAAUUCAUGUUGUGGAAGUUGUAUAUAGUUUGCGCCUGGUUAUUAAUAUUGAAGAUCGUUUUAUAACUAUUCUCAAAAAUGGAAUCAAGCAAUACAAUACAGAUAUGCAUUGGAAUGUGAUAUGGAAUAACAUUCAGCAUUCAUACACAUGCUGCGGUGUUACAGGACACCAUGAUUGGAAGAAUAUUAUCUGGUUAAAUCCUAAUGACGAGCAAUAUUUUUUAAAAUUGAAUCGGACGAAUAAAUUUCUUGUCCCGUCCAGUUGCUGCUCACAAUCAAAAACACUGUGUAAAAUUCUACACUCGACAUAUACAAGCUCAACUCUAAUAGAGCAGCAUCAGAUAAAUGAAAAUUUGAUCUUCAAAAAUGGAUGUUUGCAUCCGUUAAUCUGGAAAAUGACUGGCAUGUUCAAAAUAAUUUCAAUUUUGAGUAUCAUCAAUAUCAUUAUUCAGUUUGUUAUCUUCAUUUUAUUUAGGGCACUAUUUGUUCGGAAUCGUCAGUAUUUGUAAAUGGGCAUAAAUUAACAAACGCCAUGAUUGCUGACAGAUUAAGUGCAAGAACCUGGAAGAUAGUCUCGUCACAUACUCAGGCAGAUAGGAGGAGUGCAAUGAAAGGAAUUUCAGUCUGUUUGUUAUUGUCAGAGGUACAAUGUCGUUCGAGUACUUAGAGAUACAAGACUCUGAUUAUUUAGAACACCAUGUUGAAAAUGAAGAACUUGAUUAUAUUCUAGUAAAGAAUCGCUCGAUAGAAACUGUUCCCAUUGAGUCUUGGAAUCCACCAGCGUAUUGCUUUACACGAAGAUUCCAAAACUAUGAAGGGGAAUUAAAGAAUUUCGCAGUACAUCCUGAUGAUAUAUGGAUAGCAUCUUAUCCCAAAAGUGGUACAACAUGGUGCCAAGAAAUGGUGUGGUUAAUAUGUAACAAUUUGAACUAUGAUGCGGCGAAAACUCAACCUUUGAAAACGCGAUUCCCAUUCUUGGACGUCAGCUUGAUACAUGAUUUACCGGAUGGAAGAAACUCUUUUCAGGUUGUACAAAACAUGCCAUCACCGAGAUUCAUAAAGACACAUUUACCAGUGUCUAUGCUACCAACGCAAUAUUGGAGCACUCUACCGAAAACUGUGCAUAUUUGCAGAAAUGUAAAAUCUGUUGCUGUUUCAUAUUAUCAUCACUCGAAAAACUAUUUCUUCCGUGGGACAAAGGAGCAGUUCGUCAGAUCAUUUAUGAAAAAUUUACAGUUCUACUCUCCGAUUCAUAGUCACGUGAUCGGUUAUCAUUCGCUAAUAGGCUGUAAUAAUAUUCUCUAUUUGACAUACGAAGAUAUGAAGCAAGAUCUCAGAAAAGAGGUCGAAAGGGUUUGUUCUUUUUUCAAGCUCAACUAUAAUUGUGAUCAACUGGACUCAUUGUGCAAACAUAUAUCGUUUAAUUCUAUGAAAAACAAUAUAGCUUGUAACUAUGAGGAUGCAGCGGAUAUGGAUUGGAAGAACAAGGACCCGGAUUCAAGAUUUAUUCGCAGGGGAGAAGUAGACAGUUGGAAGAAAGAGCUAAGUUCAGAAUUGUGUCAGGAGUUAGAUGAGUGGAACGAGAAGUCAAUCGAAAAUGAAAGAUUCAGAGGAUUAUUUACUUGAAGUAUUUAUUU
Molecule: messenger RNA, 1709 nt
Organism: Armigeres subalbatus
Lineage: Eukaryota; Metazoa; Arthropoda; Insecta; Diptera; Culicidae
Product: sulfotransferase 1 family member D1-like
Exons: 5
Coding region: 721-1698 (325 amino acids)
Biological process (GO): sulfation
Cellular component (GO): cytoplasm
Molecular function (GO): sulfotransferase activity
Source: RefSeq, a predicted model, not a curated record